AUGCUGGCAAAUCAUUUCCCGAACGGCAUCGAAACGGGGAGGCUUGCUUGGUCGCAGAUUCCUGAUUCUGAUGAAUCGCAGUUACUCGACGACACCGUUGGCAUCCUCAAGAAGAGCGACGGAGGCGGUGUUGAGAGCCUUGACUAUGAAGUCAUAGAGAAUUUUGCUUAUCGUGAGGAACAGGCGCAGAGAGGUACAGGACUUGCAGCUGUUUUCAUCAAUAUUGCUGUUGAAAAUUUUGCUGGCUGGAAGUUCUCGAUGACAUUUGAUAUAAUUCAGAAAUCAUAUAUUGCUGGAUUUUUUGUAUAUGUUCUGAUCAACUUGGCUUUGGUGUAUUCCUCUGUAUAUAUCAUCACUCAAUUUGCACCAGCCGCUGCUGGAUCUGGUAUUCCUGAAAUCAAGGGUUACUUAAAUGGAGUUGAUACUCACGGCAUUCUUCUUUUCAGAACUUUAAUUGGAAAGAUAUUUGGAAGCAUUGGUUCAGUGGGUGGAGGUCUUGCUUUGGGUAAAGAAGGUCCUCUUGUCCAUACUGGUGCUUGUAUUGCUUCCUUGCUUGGACAAGGCCAUUUAGCAGUGGCAAUUUUUGCAGCCAAAGUUGCAAAAAUUGUGGUUGGAGUGGCGAUUUUUGCAGCCAAAAUUGCAAAAAAUUGGCAAUCGGAGCUAGCAAAUCACACUGACUGUAGAUUUAUAGCUUCUGUUCCACUCAAGCUGUGCUUGCUGUUCCUAGGUGGAUCCACUAAGUAUCAUCUAAAUUCGAGGUGGUUUCAAGUAUUCAAAAGUGACCGGGAUCGCCGAGAUCUUGUAACCUGUGGAUGUGCAGCUGGCGUUGCGGCUGCAUUUAGAGCUCCAGUUGGUGGUGUGUUGUUUGCUUUGGAAGAGGUUACAUCUUGGUGGAGGAGUCAACUCAUGUGGCGUGUCUUCUUCACUUCUGCUGUUGUGGCUGUUGUGGUCCGAGCUGCAAUGGGGUGGUGUAAGAGUGGAAAAUGUGGACAUUUUGGGUCCGGUGGAUUCAUCAUAUGGGAUAUAUCAGAUGGCCAAGAGGAUUAUUCCUUUGCAGAGUUAUUUCCAAUGGCUAUUAUUGGGGUUAUUGGAGGUCUACUAGGAGCUUUAUUCAACCAGCUUACACUCUAUAUUACCACUUGGCGACGAAAUCAUCUUCACAAGAAGGGGAACAGGGUCAAGAUCAUUGAAGCAUGCCUUGUAUCCAUUUUAACGUCAUCCAUUUCAUUUGGCUUGCCACUUCUAAAAAAAUGUAGUCCUUGCCCUGAUUCUGAUCCUGCAUCCGGUAUUGAAUGUCCACGACCUCCUGGAAUGUAUGGGAAUUAUGUAAAUUUUUUCUGUAGCAAAGACAAGGAAUACAAUGAUCUUGCAACUAUUUUCUUCAAUACGCAGGAUGAUGCCAUAAGGAAUUUGUUCAGUGCAAAAACAAUAAAUGAGUACAGUUCCCAAAGUUUAUUGACCUUUUUGGUUAUGUUUUAUGCUUUAGCAGUGGUCACGUUUGGUACUGCUGUGCCAGCUGGUCAAUUUGUUCCUGGUAUAAUGAUAGGAUCGACGUAUGGGCGUCUUGUUGGCAUGUUUGUUGUUAAAUAUUACAGAAAGCUCAACAUUGAAGAGGGAACGUAUGCUUUGCUGGGAGCAGCAUCUUUUCUUGGAGGCUCAAUGCGGAUGACAGUGUCUCUGUGUGUCAUUAUGGUUGAAAUCUCAAAUAACUUAAAAUUUUUACCUCUGAUUAUGCUUGUUCUUCUUAUAUCAAAGGCUGUUGGUGAUGCUUUUAAUGAAGGUAUCUAUGAGGAGCAGGCUCAAUUGAGGGGCAUUCCAUUACUGGAAUCAAGGCCUAAAUAUGAAAUGCGGAAUAUGACAGCAAAGGAAGCCUGUGGGAGUGGAAGGGUGGUCUCUUUCCCCCGUGUUGUUAAGGUUUCAGAUGUGCUCUCCAUUCUGCGGAGCAACAAACACAAUGGUUUUCCAGUGAUUGAUCACACAAGAAGUGGAGAACCACUUGUUAUUGGAUUAGUGCUUCGUAGUCAUUUAUUGGUAAUUCUGCAGUCGAAGGUUGACUUCCAGCAUAGCCCUUUACCCUCAGAUUCCAGAGGUGGGGGCAGGUCAAUUAGGCAUGAUUCUAGUGAAUUUGCAAAGCCUGUCUCUAGUAAAGGAAUACGUAUUGAUGAUAUACAUCUAAGUUCAGAUGACUUGGAAAUGUACAUCGAUCUUGCUCCAUUUUUGAAUCCCUCGCCCUAUAUUGUACCAGAAGAUAUGUCUUUGACAAAGGUAUACAAUCUUUUCCGUCAACUUGGUCUACGGCAUUUAUUUGUUGUUCCUCGUCCAUCUCGUGUGCUUGGUUUGAUAACGAGAAAAGAUUUGUUGAUUGAGGACAAAGAAAAUGUGAAUACGUUAGAGCUUCAGUCAACUAGUGUAAGAAUAGGGCAUCAGAGUAAAAGAUUGACUACAAGGAAUGCCGAUGUGGAGCGCCCUUUGCUAAACGGACUGCUCCAGAAUCAGAUACCGGACUAA
Molecule: messenger RNA, 2508 nt
Organism: Sphenostylis stenocarpa
Lineage: Eukaryota; Viridiplantae; Streptophyta; Magnoliopsida; Fabales; Fabaceae
Source: the annotation of a GenBank genome assembly